CUGUCCCUCUGCCCCCGAUCUGAAAUCGCCCCCGGCCGCCUCCCACCUGCCUCCGUGCACCCGUGCCUCGCCGCUUAAUCGCCGUCGACGCCUCCCGCCUGGAUCCGUGCCUCGCCCUGCCUUUCCCUUCCCCGCACGCUGGACGCGCCGUUCCACCGCGCCCAGUCCUGCCCGGCGGCCGCCGGUGUUCAGGCGUGCACCUUGGCCUUGCCCUGCGCUACAGCAGCUAGCCCUCCCACCGGCCCACGACUAAACACUGCACACAUGAUACAGUGACUGCUAGAGUGUAAUCUUUUCUUGUGUAAUUGUUGAAGCAUUGGUGGACCGCCCUGUUUUAAACUCCUAGAUCCACCACCGUCUCAAGCAGCAGGCAGUCAGCAGCCAGCAGCGAGGCACGGAGGCAGGCAGGCCGGUGGCAGCUCGCCAGUUUAUAUCUCCACUACGUGUUCACAGCUUUUCCUUCGCGUCGCCGUCCAUCCGACCGCUCCACAAGCCCGCGCUUCAGCGGAGAUGCAGAGGCCUGUUGAUUUCAAGCUCCCUCACUUUUUCGACUACCCGCCCUACUUCACUUUGCAGCCUGUGAGAGAAACACGUGAAAAGCAAGUGCAGCUAUGGAAAGAUCUGAUACUUGAUUACUGUAGAAGUCAAAAGAUGUAUAUAAUCUCCCUGGAAGAAGAUUUUCCGUUGUUCUCCAAUCCAAAGAUUGAGAGAUCUCUAAGCUAUGAAGCAAAGGAAGCGUUCCUUGCAGCUCUUGUUAGUGAAGGCCGUGCAGAGUGGGUUGACAAAGGUCACAAGAAGUGUCUCAUCCUUUGGCUGCGGAUUCAAGAUUGGGCUAACUACAUAUUAGACUUUGUCAAGGAAAAUGGGUUGGAAGUAACAACAAUUGAAGAUAUACGCUCUGGAAUUGAAACACAUGGGACCGAACUUGCGGGAAUUGAUCGCGGUGUCCUGAUGCGAGCUUUGAGGCUGCUGGAACAAAAGGGAAAGGCGGUUAUCUUUAAGGGCACUUCAGCGGACGAUGAAGGCGUCAAAUUUUCUGUUUAAACGUUGUGCCAACUGACAGAUGGAUAAUAAUCUUGAUGGGUGUCCUUGAACAUGAUACAUCCUCUCUUACCCGUAUGUACAUACACUGAUGACAUCCUUCUGGUCGGAAUCGUUCAAAUGCCAGCCAGUAUUUUAUUUGCCGUCCCGGACUGUGGUAAUUAGCCAGCAUUUGAUUCAUCUGUUGAGCAGCAUAUAUACCUAUAAAGUCGUA
Triticum dicoccoides is the source of this 1255-nucleotide messenger RNA. Its product is annotated as vacuolar protein sorting-associated protein 25-like. The transcript has 8 exons. Gene Ontology annotation, cellular component: ESCRT II complex. NCBI's taxonomy places the organism in Eukaryota, Viridiplantae, Streptophyta, Magnoliopsida, Poales, Poaceae. Bases 511 to 1044 code for a protein of 177 amino acids. The record is from RefSeq and is a predicted model, not a curated record. Gene Ontology annotation, molecular function: structural molecule activity; protein homodimerization activity. Gene Ontology annotation, biological process: protein transport to vacuole involved in ubiquitin-dependent protein catabolic process via the multivesicular body sorting pathway.